Molecule: messenger RNA, 2325 nt
Organism: Ornithodoros turicata
Lineage: Eukaryota; Metazoa; Arthropoda; Arachnida; Ixodida; Argasidae
Product: mucin-2-like
Exons: 1
Coding region: 1-2325 (774 amino acids)
Source: RefSeq, a predicted model, not a curated record
AUGCAGGACAACGAUUCAUCACCGAAGAAGCUCAAGGGAGCCCUCAAGAAUUCUAAAGCGAAGAAAUUGGAACGGUCGGAGACGAAGCCCCGUAGGAAGUCGGUGUCGCCUCUGAAGGAAACGUCAGAAAAGGAUGAUAUCCCUGCGAUGGAAAAAUCAAAAUCCAAGAUUACUGGUGGCAGAAGACGAUCGCUCCAGGAAAAGUCCAGGAUAAAAAGUGGAAAGAAAGAGCCGUUGCAAGAAGAACACGAAGGGUCGAUGCAGAUGAACAACAUGAAUGCAACCACAAAGCCGGAAUCCAUCACCAGCCCUACUAGCCCUACUGAUAGAACCAUCUCUAGUAAAAGCAGACGCAACGCAUCAGACACUGCACCCACUUCCUCCUCCAAGAAAAUAUGCUCUUGCAAUGAUUGCUGCGGUGCGUGCUGCGUUUCAGCCUCCAUGUCACCACAAUCCAGGGAUACUAGCAGUGGAGCACCAAAAGCAGGAGAAUCUUUGGAGCCCCCGGGACUGAACGGCGAUCAACCUGACUCAGGUCCCCCUGGUGAAACGUCCAGGAAAGAAGAUCAAGUAAACAGACCAGGAUCCGAAACUUCCCCUACAUCCGUGUCGACGUCAUCGCGUUCCUCCAAGGCAAGGUCUUCCUCAAGCAGGCCUUCCACUAGCAGGCCAUCGUCGCGGAGCACAGGAAGCCGUAAGGGAAGGGAAACAGUUUCUAUAGUCCAUACCAGCGCGCUUACGAAUUUGAAACUAUCAAAGGGGCAAUAUGAACUUCCCGGUGCAUCAUCGAAUGUGUCUCCUGUACCUGGGAAGAGAAACGCGUCCCUCCGAAGACAGCCACGGGUACCCUUAUAUAACAGCAGACAUACGUUAUCGUACGUAAGGAGCGAGACUGACGACUCUGCGCUGCGAACAACCAGUCCAACAACCAUCACUACAGACGACAGGGACGCCGAGGUGCAUACCAUGACGAAAAUCCCAAUUUCAGCCAUUCUGCAGAAAGGGUCUCUUCUACAAGCUCUUGCGUGCAUGCAGCCUGAGUCCACUUGGUCAUCGCAUGCCUGUGAAACUCCCAACAUAGUACCACCGAGUAAUAUGAUGCCACCAACAAUCUACAGCAUGACGCCACAAGCUUCUCGGAGAUGGCCACCAACAGGAGUAAGCCCGAUCAGGACACCAUCGAGAAGCAUCGUGUUGCCACCAUAUGCUGAUAGCAUGAUGCAAAUUAGAUCGCGCACAGCGACGCCAACAACAGCGAGCGGAGCGGCAGCGGCGGGAACAUAUAUGAUGCCAGCAGCUAGAGGCAUGCCACCAGCCGGUGGCAACUUGGCUACAUGCGUCGUCCCGCAACCAACACCUACCAAUGUGCCGUAUGUAAACGCGCCGGACGCGAGAUUUCUACAAGCUCCACACUACGUUCAACCUUAUGCGGAUACAGUGCCACCAGUAGUAGCAAGUAAACCCUGGGACCGUACUACCAGCGACAGCGAUUUAACGUUGAACAUACGAGUCGUCUACAAGAAUUCCCAAGGGUCAGAAGCUUCUCUUACGUCGAUCGUUCAGACUCACAUGAAUCUGGACGAAACAACUAACUUGAAGGAAUAUGUCAAGCAAGCUUUAGGUCAAGCCUCAGCUAGGACCGGGUCUGAUACUGCGCAACCAACUGCGUGGAAGCCAGAGCGCACUGAAAAAACUGCGAAACCAACGCAAGGUGAAACCGAGCCGGGGGCUGCUUCAACGCGACCUGAUGCUGGCACUCUGAAUUAUCAAAUGAGGAAAGUUAACCAGCCUUCGGAAGCACAUCUAUACACGUUGCUGAGAGAGGAGCCCAAACUGGAGCGAGCUAAUGUGUCUCCUUUCAGCAACAGAGUGAUGCCACAGGUGCCAGAGCGUUCUUCCGCAAUGGCGUCCGAUGUGAAUCGUAGUACGAAUGCUGUACUUCGUCCAGUGGUUGGAAGAAAUGUUGAUUCCGAGACAGGUGUUUUGCGCCAUCUGGAUAUGAUUCGCGCAUCAGAUAAGGAGCGUGCAUUGGAACUGGGCGGACAAGAAAAAACAGAUACCACGUACCAGUACUCGCAAUCCGAGAAAGAACCAGUAAAGCAGCAAAGACCUGUGCCUUCUGCGACUGCUCACGCACCAUCUACUCCCGCAGCUGCGUUGGGUGUGACUGUACCCUAUGAAAGCACACUUGACGUUUCGGGUGGAAGGGAACAAAAAUCAGUGGAGUCCUUGGUUAUAGCUGAAAUGGAACUUAUAACAACAAAGUUAUCUGAGAAGCUGAAGUUUCUCAAAGAAAAGCGAAAGAAGGCAAAACAGGGUAAAUGA